Molecule: messenger RNA, 3045 nt
Organism: Chroicocephalus ridibundus (black-headed gull)
Lineage: Eukaryota; Metazoa; Chordata; Aves; Charadriiformes; Laridae
Gene: TIGD5
Product: tigger transposable element derived 5
Exons: 1
Coding region: 128-1906 (592 amino acids)
Cellular component (GO): nucleus
Molecular function (GO): DNA binding
Source: RefSeq, a predicted model, not a curated record
CGGAGCGGAGACAAAGGCGCCGCGCCACCCUCCCCCCGCCCCUUUUUCCCGCUUUCCCCCGGUUAUAACGCGCCCCGCCCCCUCCCAUCCCGGUACCGCGCCGGCCCAUGGCUACCGGGGUUGCUCUAUGCCCGGAGGGGAGCCGGAGGCGGGUGGGGGUCCGGCCGGUAUGGCGGGUGGGCGUCGUGGGGGUGGUAAAGCGGGCGGGGGGGUGUCGGUGAAGAUGGCGCUGCGGCGGGCCUACUCCAUCAAGGACAAGCUGCAGGCCAUCGAGAGGGUGAAGAAAGGCGAGCGGCAGGCCUCGGUGUGCCGGGCUUUCGGGGUGCCGGGGGGAACGCUGAGGGGUUGGCUGAAGGACGAGGCCAAGCUGCGGUGGUUCCUGGAGCAGCUGGGGGGCGAGGUGGGGACCCAACGCAAGAAGAUGCGCUUGGCCAACGAGGAGGAGAUCGACCGCGCCGUCUACGCCUGGUUCCUCGCCCUCCGACAGCAUGGCGUCCCCCUCUCCGGACCCCUCAUCCAAGCCCAGGCCGAGGCCUUCGCCCGGCAGAUCUACGGCCCUGAAUGUACCUUCAAGGCCAGCCACGGCUGGUUCUGGCGCUGGCAGAAGCGGCAUGGCAUCUCCAGCCAGCGCAUCUACGGCGAGGGCGGUCUCUCCGCCGAACCCGAGCGGGCUCCCGCCACCUGCCCCGACACCUUGCCGAUGCCGGCCACCGAUGCCAGUGGCUACGGCGACGAGCAGAUCUACAACGCCAAUGUCACCGGGCUCUACUGGAAGCUGCUGCCGGGACAGACCGGUGAGGCAACGACAGCACGGCGGCGACCGGCUCCCCGAGAACGGGUCACCGUGCUGCUGGCUGCUAACUUGACCGGCUCCCACAAGCUCAAGCCGUUGGUGGUGGGGGGCCUUCGCGAUCCCCCCAGCCUCCGCCAUCACAACCAGGACAAAUUCCCCGCUUGCUACCGCUACAGCCCUGAAGCCAGGUUGGGGCCGGCGCUUCUCCGGGCUUGGUUCUUUGAGGACUUCGUGCCGGGUGUGAAACGCUACCUGCGGCGGAGCUGCCUGCAGCAGAAGGCUGUGUUGCUGCUCAGCUCCCCACCGUCCUCCUCCGGGACGGGCCCCGAGGAGUCCCCACCGCUGCAGACCCCUGACGGCUCCAUCCGUGCCCUCUUCCUCUCCAAGGGCCCUGCCGGGAGCGGCUCGGCCGGAGGAGGUGGCCGAAUCCCGGCCCCGUUGGAGCAGGGGGUGGUGUCCACCUUCAAGCAGCUCUACAAGCGCGAAUUGCUGCGCUUGGCUGUCUCCUGCGUGGCUGGCGGCGCUGGUGGCCCCAUGGACUUUGUGCGGUCCUUCCUCCUCAAGGACAUGUUGUACCUGGCCGGUCUCUCUUGGGACCUCAUCCCCCCUGGCUCCAUCGAGAAAUGUUGGCUGCUGGGCUUGCGCGCCGCCUUCGAGCCCCAGCCCGGGGAGGAAGAGCACGGAGACCCCCAGCGCGGGGAGGAAGGCGGCGGGGACAGCAAAGUCUUUAGUGACCUGACCCACCUGGCCGCCUUGGCUUACAAACGCUUGGCUCCCGAGGAGGUGGCCGACUGGUUGCACUUGGAUGAUACAGCCCCGGGGACGGAGGAGGACAAUGGGGAAGAGGAUGCUGAGGAGGAAGGCUCUGGGGGCUGUGGGGCAGAGGAGGAGGAGGAGGAGGCAGCUGCCAGAGAUGAGGAUGGCAGAAAGGGUGGAGAAGGAGGGGAUGGCUUGCUGCCCACGGCUCGGGAAGCCAUCAAAGGUCUGGAGACGGCGUUGCGCUGGCUGGAGGGUCAGGACCCCCGGCAAGUGGGGCCGCUGAAGCUGGUGCAGCUCCGCUCCCUCAUCAGCAUGGCCCAGCGGUUGCACCACGGCGGCAGCCCCCAUUCCUAGGGCAGGGCCAAGAGCAGACCUCUUGGCUACCAACCGCCCCGCUUGGGCUCGGGGGGGACACAGGGCUGGGGACACCCCGGUUGUCCCAGAGGGCUGGCGGUGGAGGUGCCAGUUCCCCUCACCCCUCCGUCACGGGGCUCAGGAGGCCCCUGGGUUCCCACGGCUACAAGGGGGUUACAAUUUAGGGCUAAUGGGAUUUUUUUGGAGCAACAGCCCCUCCGUACGUUGCGUAUUCGAGGGUUGUUCCUCACCUAAGUAUAUUUAGGAGGUGCUAUUUUUUUUAAAUCCCAUGAGACUGAGCGGGGGUGGCCCCCUGGUCACCGGCACCAGUAGAAGGGGAUGGAUGUUCCCCCCACCCUGCCCAGUCCCCCCAAUGCUGUGGGGAGAAGAGGUGAAGGAGGGACCUGCUUGGCAUCACUGCGAGGAGCCGGGAUGAUGGGGGAGUUACACUAGGUAAUUCCUCACUUCUCGGAGCGGGGCUGGACAGGGAUCACUCCCGGGGGGGGCAUAAGGCAAACGUUCUGCCCUGGAAGAGGCUGGUGACACCCUUCCCGCUGCCAAAACAGAGUCCUGUUAAACUGGGGAGAUUUGGGACUGGUUUAAGACAACUUUCUUCAUGCACUGGAUUGGUGGCAUCCAAGAAGCUGUCGGCUCCCCCAGAGAGGGUCACCUCCAUCAUUCCCAUGACAGCCCCGUGCCCGGGAACACCCAGACCACGGAGACCUGCUGAAACAGGUACCAUCAUCCGAGCAUCCUCACAAAGCCGAAGGCUGCGGGGAUGGGGUUUGAGGUGUCCGUCCCCACCCCGGAGUUUGCGGGGUGGCUGGGGGCUGGAGGACAUGUCUUGCAGUGACGUUUGCUGGCGUGACACGCGUGGCGAGUUGAGACGGGAGCGGGGAGGGCUCCCAGCACUGCCUCGAAAUGCUGGAGGCAUCAGAUGUGAAUUUAGCAGCUCUUGUCCUGAUUUUUAAUAAAAUUUUAGCCUGCUUAGCCAAAUUAUUGAAAGGAGAGAAAAAAAAAAACAACCCAACUCAUCAGUGCUGCCCUGUCAACAGGCAGCUUGGGUGUUUUUACUUGUCGCGUCUUUGUCUCAUAACUUCAGAGUUUAUGGAAAUUAAAUGGAUUUUUAUUCCCGCUUU